AUGAGUGAUAACUCCCGAGAGAGUUAUGUUGAGGGUGUGGAUGCCCGACCACCUGCGCAUGUGUUUUACCAAGAAAUCACCGAGACAGUGAAUUUUCUGGUGAAUGACGGAUCAAGUGUCGGCGCUUAUACACUUGAUAUGGUGACGCCCCCGAAGUCAGCUUCGGAGGCGGUCAAGUUGCCAACGCUAGAAUCCAAAAGAUUCUUGCAAGAUCUGCGUAGUGACAAGAUCAAGCAGAUCUGCAUGCUCAUCACAGAGGACGAGUACGUCGCCGAUAUUCGGUCGGUACAAGUGUUUGCUGAGAACGAACAAGCCCUCGGUAGCUCAUUGAUGGAUGAGAAUUUCCUCGAUGAGAAGAAUUAG
This is a messenger RNA of Peronospora matthiolae, 363 nucleotides long. The record is from the annotation of a GenBank genome assembly. NCBI's taxonomy places the organism in Eukaryota, Oomycota, Peronosporomycetes, Peronosporales, Peronosporaceae.